AUGAGCCAGCACAUUUCCCCAAACGAGGCGUGCUGGGGGAACAAGGGCCAGGACACGAGACUGACUGCGUUUGCCCUCCUACUUUACUUCUGCUGUGGAAGAAAUUUAAGCAAGAACAUGUAUAGUGAAUUGCUCAAUUCAACCAGUGCCACUGAAGCUCACCUAAUGAUUCAGACCAACACGCCCUACCUGAGCAGCACUCCGAGACCCGUGAGCUCCUCUGCUCUUUACUUGUCGACAGCCAGGGUGUUAAAAGAAGGAGAAAUAAAUAAGCCAGACCUGGUGACUUACAUAAUUCUGUUUUUUUUCCUGUUCUUGACUGUGACAUUCAUUGUGUUCUUCAUAAACUGCCAGCUGAAAAAUUCUUUCUUUGCUACUCUUCCUUAUGACAGAUCACUCAGGGAGGCAAGGAACCCGUGGAGGACACAAGCUGUCUGA
Molecule: messenger RNA, 438 nt
Organism: Cinclus cinclus
Lineage: Eukaryota; Metazoa; Chordata; Aves; Passeriformes; Cinclidae
Gene: SMIM32
Product: small integral membrane protein 32
Exons: 2
Coding region: 1-438 (145 amino acids)
Source: RefSeq, a predicted model, not a curated record